AAUAUAGGUAAAUUUGUUCCUGGCGUGAUGGACGUGAUGUUGGGUUAUUCGAAAGAUGGAUUAUUUAUGCGAGUUUAUUACCCAACGGAAGAAACAGUCAGCAUCGAGACGAAUCACGCUUCUUGGAUUCCGAUCAUACCUGACGCGGAUUACAUAAAGGGGUUGUCCACCGUGACGAUGCUUCCUUCGUUCUUUCUCAACUUAGCCUGGAAUUACUCAGGUCAUACUAGAAUUCCGGCGGUGUACGGAGCCAAAGCCAGAGUUACGGAUAAACUGAAUUGCAUCAUUUUCUCGCACGGUUUGGGAGCACUGAGGAGUUUCUACUCUUCCAUUUGCGUUGAGUUGGCGUCCAGAGGAUAUCUGGUGGCGGUUUUAGAGCACAGAGACCAAUCUUCCUGUCACACUUAUUAUUUCGAGUCCGAGGCGGCGGCGAAAGCGAACCAGAAGACGAGCAUCGAGUUCAAGCACAAGAAGUUGGGAAACGGACAUUUCGAGUUGAGGAAAGAGCAGGUUCAUUAUCGGAUGGGAGAGGUGUGCAAAGCUUUGGACUUCUUCUUGGCUCUGAAUGGAGGCGAAGUUCCGCACAAUGUAAUUACGGAUGUUCCGACCCGAAGAGAAAUCAAAUUCGAGCUGAGCGAUCUCGUUGGGAAGAUCGACGUGGAGAGUCUUUCCGUCGGCGGUCACUCUUUCGGCGGAGCCACAGCUUUGCUCGCGCUUUCGCGUCGCGAAGAAUUCAAGCAAGGGAUUCUUCUCGAUCCGUGGAUGUAUCCGAUCAAGGAAGAACAUCUGGACAGCAAAGUGACGAAACCGUUGAUCUUCGUGAACACGUACACCUUCCACAUCGUCAACAACGUGAAAGCCAUGGAGCCGUAUCUCACCGGCGAGAAGACCAGACGGAUGUUCACGAUUCUAAAUUCGACGCACGAAUCGCAAACGGAUUCCGUCUUCCUCGUCGGCUACUGGCUGAAUUGGUUCAUGAAGAAGAUCGACCCGCAAGUCGCCACGAACAUCAACAACUACCUGAUCCUCAGGUUUCUGAAGGGACAGACAAAGAACAAGGAGAACAUAGACGAUUGCGUUAUUUAUUUGAGAGACAACGAUCGUCACUUCAGCGAGGGCCUCACCAAGCCCUGGGCUUAAGACCGAAGAUAAUCUUGUACGGCAUCCAUCAUUAAUUCCUCGAAAUCGCUGUACACGUCUUUCGCGUAAUCAACAUUGUC
This is a messenger RNA of Nicrophorus vespilloides, 1220 nucleotides long. Its product is annotated as platelet-activating factor acetylhydrolase-like. The record is from RefSeq and is a predicted model, not a curated record. Bases 28 to 1140 code for a protein of 370 amino acids. Lineage: Eukaryota; Metazoa; Arthropoda; Insecta; Coleoptera; Silphidae. Gene Ontology annotation, molecular function: 1-alkyl-2-acetylglycerophosphocholine esterase activity. The transcript has 7 exons.